UACAGGUCGAAUAAUCAGCUCCGUACAUGACUUCAGAAUUCACAUUUUUUGCCUAUACUUCUAAUCUGAUACUUAGCCAGAGGGACUUUUGAGAGUUUCUCAGUAUUUUUUUUACCACAUAAACAGAGGUCAUAGUCAUCACUGCUGUUAUGUCCUGGGUACAAGUUGCAGUCAGCCGAUCCAGUGAGGAUAUAUUUGAUGAAGAUGCAGAUGAGAUGUAUCUACUACAGAAAGAAUGGAACAGCACCAUGAAAAAAAGAUUGAAGGAAGGCUAUAGGGAUGGAAUUGAGGCUGGGAAAGAACUUGCACUCCAGGAAGGCUUUAAUCAAGGUUACAGACACGGUGCUGAGCUGAUGGUUACAUGUGGCCAGUUCAGAGGAACCCUGAAUGCUCUCUUAUCCUGGUGUCAUUUUAAUGGACAUGAUUCUGCUUUAAGUAAGAUAAAUAAUCUUCUUGAUGUGGUUGGAAAGCAUGAAGAAGAUGUGCUUAAGUAUCUGAAUUCUAUUGAACAACAGCCACAUCUUGGACACGUUUUAAAUUCUGUUCAGGACAUGGACCUUAAUCACACAGCUCCCACUGGGACAGAGUAUAAUGAAGCUAAAGCUGGAAAACAUGAAGACGUUGGCAGCUCUGGUGAAAACAUUUGUAGAAAUAAUGGUGAGGUUGGUUCCUUGCAGUCUGAGUGCAGCAAGGCAAACCUCUGCACAGAUCCUGAAAGGUCAACCCUUGCUUGGGUUAAAAAGCAGACUAUUUGGCUAGUAGAGCAACUGGGCUUAUCACUGGAUAUGCUCCAUCAUGUCCAGCAGCUGGAACAUUAGUUUUUCUG
Molecule: messenger RNA, 826 nt
Organism: Fulmarus glacialis (Northern fulmar)
Lineage: Eukaryota; Metazoa; Chordata; Aves; Procellariiformes; Procellariidae
Gene: YAE1
Product: Yae1 domain containing 1
Exons: 3
Coding region: 150-818 (222 amino acids)
Source: RefSeq, a predicted model, not a curated record